AUGGCUUAUCUUUUCUCAUGUCAGAAACGCCUGCUCAUUUGCGACUUUCCCGCACAUAAUUACAAAGACGACAAAAUAAAACCAUUAAUAGUUUAAUUGCAUUCGUUUCCUACAGCAAUCCGCUCCGGUUAAUAUAUAGUGAACAUGUAGAUCGCCACCCCCAACCAACCCCAGGCAAGACCAGGUCCAGUUUACCCCAUGGAAGAACCCCGGCCUCCCCGCAUUGCCCUCCUCUCUAGCCCCGGCCUGGGCCACAUCAUUCCCUUCGCCGAGCUAGCCCGUCACCUCGUCCUCCGCCAGCGCAUCGCCGUCACCCUCAUCACCCACCCCGCCGAACCCUCCGCCGCCGUCGACCGGGCUCUCUUCAACAACCUGCCCGACGAAGUCGACACCGUCUGCCUCCCCGAAUUCCCGCCGGAGGACUCCUCGAAUGGCACCACCAAACUGGAGACCCGCGUCUUUGAAACUAUAAAGGCCAACUUUCCUCACCUCCGUUCCCUUCUGAGCUCUAUUUCCUCGUCUGCUCCUCUCGCGGCACUCGUCAUCGAUACCUUCUGCAUCGACGCCUUGGACGUGGCCUCCGAGCUUGGCAUCCCGGCCUACCUCUACUUCACUUGCUCAUGCACGGCUCUCUCCCUUUCUUUCCACAUCCUUACGCUGGACGCCUCAUUCCAAGGGGAAUACCGGGACCUGCCCGAGCCGGUCCGCCUGCCCGGGUCCGGGUGCGUGCCGGUCCGAGGGGAGGAUCUCUUCGAACCGAUACAGGACCGGAGAAACGAGGUAUACAAGUGGUUUGUCCGCGUCACAAAACGAUUUUACGAAGCCAAGGGGAUUCUGGUGAACAGCUUCGAGGAUCUGGAGCCAGAGGCCGUGAAAGGUUUGAAGGAAGCUGACGGUAUACCUCCGGUCUAUCCGGUUGGUCCGCUGGUCCGGACCGCGCCGGAUGAGGAGCACGAGUGUUUGAGGUGGUUGGACCGGCAGCCGCGUGGGUCCGUUGUCUACGUCUGCUUCGGGAGCGGGGGAACGCUGACAUGCGCUCAGACGAGGGAGCUGGCUUUGGGUCUGGAGAGGAGCGGCCAGAGAUUCCUGUGGGUGGUGAAGAGCCCACAUGAACGUGAGGUUAAUGGCACGUACUUGGGGGACAAGGGGAAUAAAAAUCCCUUGGACUUCUUGCCUGAGGGAUUCCCGGAGAGGACCGAGGGCGUGGGCUUUUUGGUCCCUUCAUGGGCCCCUCAGGUGGCGGUGCUCGGCCACGCCUCCACCGGAGGGUUUAUAUCGCACUGCGGGUGGAACUCGACGCUGGAAAGCAUCAUGAAAGGCGUGCCGAUAAUUUCAUGGCCGCUAUUCGCGGAGCAAAGGAUAAAUGCAGCGAUGCUCGCUGAGGAUGUGGAGGUGGCGCUGAGGCCCAAGGCAAGCGAGAGUGGUCUAGUAGAGAGGGAUGAGAUCGCGAGUGUAGUUAAGCGUUUGAUGGAAGGGGAAGAAGGGAAGAGAUUGCGGAAGAGGGCAGAGGAGCUCAGUCAUGCAGCAGCUCGUUCUCUCGGACAAGAAGGGUCUUCAGUCAGGGCAACGUCGGAGGUGGCACGUGAAUGGAUGGAUAGGAGGGCCUGACGAUUCCCAAGCUGCUAUCGCACCUGCUACUUUAUUAGUUAUUUUUGAAUCGCGUGUCGUUAUUGAGAUUCCUGGUUGAAAUGUGAUAUGGUAUUUUAUAGCUCUGUUCCUUAAAA
This is a messenger RNA of Phoenix dactylifera (date palm), 1724 nucleotides long. Lineage: Eukaryota; Viridiplantae; Streptophyta; Magnoliopsida; Arecales; Arecaceae. The record is from RefSeq and is a predicted model, not a curated record.